Molecule: messenger RNA, 2319 nt
Organism: Pelecanus crispus (Dalmatian pelican)
Lineage: Eukaryota; Metazoa; Chordata; Aves; Pelecaniformes; Pelecanidae
Source: RefSeq, a predicted model, not a curated record
UACUUGUGGUCGUACACGCAUCCCUGUUUUAGGAAAACUUGGGACUUUUGAAACUUGCUCCCUAAGACGAAUUCCUCUUAGAAACUUCUCAGAAACACCAGCAUAUUUUGCUUCAAAGGAUGGUGCAAGCAAGGAUGGUUCUGGAGAUGGAAGCAAGUCUGUCGGUGACGGGGGUGGUAAAAAGUCAAGCUCUGGAAGCUCUGGGAAAGGAGGGAACCAGCUGCGCUGCCCGAAGUGCGGUGACUUGUGCACACACGUGGAGACCUUUGUGUCUUCCACCCGUUUUGUGAAGUGUGAAAAGUGUCACCAUUUUUUCGUUGUACUGUCAGAGGCAGACACAAAAAAGAGCAUCAUCAAAGAGCCCGAGUCAGCAGCAGAAGCUGUGAAAUUGGCAUUCCAGCAGAAGCCACCGCCUCCACCGAAAAAGAUUUAUAACUACCUCGACAAAUACGUUGUUGGUCAGUGUUUUGCCAAGAAGGUGCUUUCGGUUGCUGUGUACAAUCAUUACAAGAGAAUCUACAAUAAUAUCCCAGCUAACCUGAGACAGCAAGCAGAAGUUGAAAAGCAGACUUCUUUAACACCAAGAGAAUUAGAAAUCAGAAGACGGGAGGAUGAGUACAGAUUUACAAAACUCCUGCAGAUUGCUGGAAUCAGUCCACACGGUAAUGCUUUAGGAGCAUCGAUGCAGCAACAAAUGAACCAGCAGAUACCUCAGGAAAAACGGGGAGGAGAAGUACUAGAUUCACCCAAUGAUGACAUAAAACUUGAAAAAAGUAAUAUUUUGCUGCUUGGACCAACUGGAUCAGGUAAAACCUUGCUGGCUCAGACUCUAGCUAAAUGCCUAGAUGUACCUUUUGCUAUCUGCGAUUGUACUACCUUGACUCAAGCUGGCUAUGUUGGGGAAGACAUUGAAUCUGUUAUUGCGAAACUCCUGCAAGAUGCCAACUACAAUGUAGAAAAAGCUCAGCAAGGAAUUGUUUUUCUGGAUGAAGUAGAUAAGAUUGGCAGUGUUCCUGGUAUUCAUCAGUUACGGGAUGUCGGAGGAGAAGGUGUUCAACAAGGCUUGUUAAAAUUACUAGAAGGCACAAUAGUAAACGUUCCAGAAAAGAAUUCUCGUAAACUACGUGGAGAAACAGUGCAGGUUGAUACAACGAACAUCCUCUUUGUAGCUUCUGGUGCUUUUAAUGGUCUUGACAGAAUUAUCAGCAGGAGGAAAAAUGAAAAAUAUCUAGGAUUUGGGACACCAUCUAAUAUGGGAAAAGGCAGAAGGGCCGCAGCAGCAGCUGAUCUCGCUAAUAUAAGUGGAGAGUCUGAUCCACAUGAAGAUAUUGAAGAAAAAGAUCGUUUGCUGCGUCAUGUGGAAGCCAGAGAUCUCAUUGAGUUUGGCAUGAUUCCUGAGUUUGUGGGACGUUUGCCCGUCGUGGUUCCUCUGCACAGCCUGGAUGAGAAAACUCUUGUACGGAUUCUUACUGAGCCACGAAACGCCGUGGUUCCUCAAUACCAGGCACUUUUCAGCAUGGAUAAGUGUGAAUUAAAUGUAACUGAAGAUGCAUUGAAGGCUAUAGCCAGACUGGCCCUGGACAGAAAAACUGGUGCAAGAGGUCUUCGAUCUAUAAUGGAAAAGCUGUUGCUGGAGCCCAUGUUUGAAGUGCCCAAUUCUGACAUUGUAUGCGUGGAAGUUGACAAAGAUGUUGUAGAAGGCAAAAAAGAGCCAGGAUACAUUAGGGCUCCCACUAAAGAUUCAUCCGAAGAAGAAUAUGACUCUGGCGUUGAGGAAGAAGGCUGGCCUCGACAAGCAGAUGCUGCAAAUCAUUAAAUACUGUCAGAAAGCUCGCACGCGUAAAGCGCACUUGGUUAUUUCUUAACGAUUGCCUCUGGCUUCAGGCUGAUACUAAAGGCAUCGGAUCUAUCUCGGAUACGAUACGCGAUGAGGACCUUUAUUAGAUAAAUCAGAUCGUGUAUUUUAUUGCAACAUCGCAUUGAUUUAUUUGAUGGACACUGUGUGGACUUGGAUGGCAUAAUGUUCACAUAUGAAUUGUAUAUUAGACUUGUUCAAUUAAAAUGUAUAGCAAAUACAGCAGCACCUGGAUUGCUCUUUCUAGAAAUUAAACCAGCAGUGCAGGUGCUGCAGAUAGUUAGAUUUUACAAUAAUGUUACUCUACAAAUGGGAAAUCAAGAUUAAUAAUUAGUAGAGGGUGAAUAAACUCUUAGCUCCUCAUACGGCUCACGGGGGUUACGUUCAGGUCAGUGUUAGAUUUGUGCCGGUGUUUGACACCCGGCGGGUGCUGGAGUGACUUGUUACAUUGGUGGGGGAGGAAG